Trypanosoma cruzi is the source of this 1884-nucleotide messenger RNA. RefSeq lists its product as uncharacterized. NCBI's taxonomy places the organism in Eukaryota, Euglenozoa, Kinetoplastea, Trypanosomatida, Trypanosomatidae. Gene Ontology annotation, biological process: mitochondrial respiratory chain complex I assembly. Gene Ontology annotation, cellular component: mitochondrial inner membrane. The transcript has a single exon. The record is from RefSeq and is a predicted model, not a curated record. Bases 1 to 1884 code for a protein of 627 amino acids.
AUGCGCCGCUCUCUUCUGCACCAAUCAGGGUCCACCGUGAACUGGAAGAUAAGGGUGCGGCGCGGGGUGCAGCGGUUUGUGCGGCGGUACGUUCCGGAUCCGCGCGAUGACCCCCUGACGGAGGUGCCCAUGAACGCGGAGACGUACAAGAAGACAUAUCUGCAGCAGGAGGGGGGCGUCCGUGUGGGAAUACGCCCUGGCCAGUCGAUCGAAGACUACAUGGCGGAGCGUGACAAGAAGUGGUUGGAGGAGCAGAAACUUACCACGCAACGCCUUGUUGAGGAACAGCAGCUUCCCACAACGAGUGACGGCCAACUUUUCACUGGUGCCGGAACACGUGCGUCUUACAUGAAUGUUGAUGCGGCGAACAAGCUGGUGAAGACACCCACCCCAAGUGACUAUGAGGCAGACGAGGAGCUCAUCUUGAUGCGGCGCCAGCUGCAGGUAGAGAACGAGGCGGAGUACCGCAGGUUCGUGGCGGAGAAAAAACGGUCGGAGAUGACGAUGGAGGAGACGCAGAAGCGACGGCAUCCACACCCAAGCGACCCAAACUACGACCCAUUUAAAAUAACGCCGGGCUACCGUCCACAGGACUCUGUCGCGCUUGCGCAAUGGCUGAAACGACAACGUGAGUCUGGCAAGACGGCGAGUGGACUUUCGCUUCAGACGAAGGAGGGACAGGAGCGAUAUUACAAUGAGGAGAAGAUGGCAACGCAGUUUCAUGCCAACCCCUUCGCCGCACGCGUGGAGGAGCCACGGGGACUUUCAAAGAUGCGUGUGACAGCGUACUCACCCGACAGCAUUUUUGUGAACGACAAGGAAGUGAUUGGUUCCUGCAUCGUCACGGACAAGGCGUAUUAUCACUGGAAUGUCAGCAGUUUUGAAGAGGUGGAUGAGCGCACCUUGGCGCUGUUGCUGCACUUGUACCCUGUACCAGAUGUCAUAUUCCUGGGAACUGGGCGCAACCUCCACUUUAUCGACGAGGAGCUGCGCAUCGCCUUCCAGAAGCGUGGCUCCGUCAUUCACUGUCUCACAACCCCUCAGGCAUGUGGACACUUCGGUGUGCAACUCUCUGUUUCACGCCGUGCGGCCCUUGCCAUUAUUAACCCGAUCCCCACAAACGGUUACGGUGUGGAAUGUUUUGGCGAUUUUGUUGAAAAUGACAUGUUUUCCCUCUCUGACACGCAGCUUGGCGUUCCCCCUAUCAAACAAUUUUCAUCGACGAUGUUCAAACCGAACAAGGUGGCGGAAAAGUACCGCCACAUGCAAGGCACCGGUUUUGGGCCAAAGUACCACCAACUGAGCGAUGGCCGGCUGGUGCGUCCAGGCACAAGUGGCACAAAGUUAAGACCAUUGCUAGAGCCGGGUGAGGAAGUACAAUGGGAGAGGCUACCGUCGUACUAUCACUGGUACCCCAAGGAGCAUCUUCAUGACUACAUUGAGAAUACAACGAUGCGAGAGAUACAAGGGAAGCCCACUGGAGACCCAACGGAGCGGCGACUUUACCAAUCAAUGCGUGGUGGGAAGCCCGAUAAGGAAAACGCCCCCACACCAGAUUUGGCGCCUUGGGACUCGGCAUCUAUUCCCAUCACGAAGUUUCCACACGAGCGUAAUGACGAUGAGAUUGUUGUGGAGGAUCCCAAGACGGGACGUAUCAUUGGCAUGGACCGUGGAACAUACGAGCGGUGGCGCAUCAUGAUGCAGGAACGGCGUGAGGGCAAGCCGGAAAGUGAUCCUGUUGAGUAUGACCAGGAAAGGUUUGUCACAAACAAAGACGGGGUCGUAUUUGACUUAUCAAAGAUGAAGUACAGGCCAAUCUUUGAGGGGCGAUGGAACCCACGGCGGCCUCAGAGCACUGGCAGGACAAACCCAAUAAUGACAUAA